Ostreobium quekettii is the source of this 666-nucleotide messenger RNA. The record is from the annotation of a GenBank genome assembly. Lineage: Eukaryota; Viridiplantae; Chlorophyta; Ulvophyceae; Bryopsidales; Ostreobiaceae.
AUGGCCCGCGCGGGAGUGGCCAUCGCGGCGCUGGCGGCGCUGGUCGUGGCGGGAGCUGAAAUCCAGGAGGCGCCCGAUUCGAAGACCUGCGUGAAGAGGUCGCUGCUCGUGGGGCCAGAAAAGCUGCUGACAUCUUCGGAGGGAUGCGCUGAAGGCAACGCGGACGUGGACUGCUGCUCCAAGGUUCGAGACCUUUUUGGCGCAGCAGGGCAACUUGCGUAUUGCCUGUGCGAUGUUGACUAUUUUUCUCGCAUCCUCAUGGAGGUGCCUCCAAGACUUGGCAUAUUUCCAGAUAGCUACUUAGAUAUGUUGAUAAAGUGCGAAGUUCCAGUGAGAGGACGGCUGACAUGCCCAGGGACGGUGGAGGAAUUUGAUGCGGAGCCGCUGGUGAGGGAGCAAGGGCCUCUACUCGACCUGAUUUUUGGAGAACCUGAGCCGCCGCCGCCGCCUCCACCACCACCGCCACCGCCACCCUCUCCCAAGGCAACUUUGCCUUCGCUGAAGCCCUCUCGUAAGUUUGCCUGCCAUGGGUGUAAGGAAGCGCAGUGCGUUGGGGCACCCGCUGAGGUCCAGCCAAGGAAUCGACAUGUUUUCCCGUUCACGACGUUGGUCUUGGAGAUUUUGACGGAUUUCGAGACUUACAAAAUGUAUAUUGGAUUGCACUGA